CAGUGGUGGGAGGAGCCUGUGUGCUGUUAGCUGCUAAACUCAGUGCCUGUUUAAAUCUGAAUUUCACUCUGUUUACCUCCCGCACGUGCACACGGCGACCCGCUCUGUCCGCGCGGCUCCGCUCCGGAACAAUGGUCGUUCUGUCGAACAGCAACGAAGAGCAGGAUUACAUCCUGAUAGAGGAGCGUAAAUGCUCCUCUCUGCCAAGCUCUCCCGCCAAGAGAGUGUCUCCCAGCAAAAAGAAACAUUUUUUUAUCAACCAAGCCAUCCGCAACUCGGAUCUCACUCCUCGAGCCAAAGGGAAGAAGAGCCUCCGCCGCCUGGAGAACACACGCUUUCUUGCAAAUCUUCUUGAGAAGGAUGAUUGCUCCACAGAUGAUCUGGAGGUUUGCAGUAACCCGGCCAUCCCCUCCAUCUUCACCGAGGCCUGCACCAACAGAAACUAUGUAGAGCCAUGGAGCGACUUCAUGAACUGCUCCGGUGAGGAGCAGGAGAGGCUGCUCUCUCUGCUCGAGCAGGAGGAGGCCAAGAAGAAAAAACCCAACCCGCUCCUCAAAGACCAGAGGAAUGUGAAUCCUGCCUUCACUGCUCAGGACAACUUCCAGAGGAUCGACCGCAGGUUGCGAGCCACUCUGAAGCGGAAACAGAUCCCACUGGGAAUUCUUGAAGUACUUGAGGAAGAUCUCCUGAGCUUCUUCAACACUCAACCUCGCUCGGUUUACACAACCAACCUCGCCAGCAGCUUUGAGAGGCUGCUGCUUCACGCUGUCUGCCAGUACAUGGACCUCGUCUCUGCAAGCACUGACCACAACGGAUCGCGUCAGACUGAAGUGGUUAACAAACAAGACGAGUUUCUGCCUCCCGCACUUCUGCUGUCUGCCUACCUGGAGCAGAUGAGCUGAGACCAGGGCCGCGCCCGGUCUCCCCUGCAGGGCUCUGCUGCAGGCGGGAGAUGUAGAUGAGCUGCACAAUGUGUAAAGUCCACAAACAGAGCUGAACGAUACCUGCUUCCUUCUGGAUGGUCUGGUAACUUCUUUCAAUUAAUUUGAUUGACAAACCGAUCCAUAGUUCAUUGAAACCUGCAUAUAUAUAUAUAUAUAUAUAUAUAUAUAUAUAUAUAUAUAU
This is a messenger RNA of Pleuronectes platessa (European plaice), 1125 nucleotides long. RefSeq names its product R3H domain containing 4 (gene r3hdm4). The transcript has 8 exons. The coding region runs from base 132 to 902 and encodes 256 amino acids. NCBI's taxonomy places the organism in Eukaryota, Metazoa, Chordata, Actinopteri, Pleuronectiformes, Pleuronectidae. The record is from RefSeq and is a predicted model, not a curated record. Gene Ontology annotation, molecular function: nucleic acid binding.